GUGCAGGGUGCAGCUAGCCUGAUCGCAAACUCCUUUUCCCCGUCCCCAGCUUCUCGAAAAAAAUGCCUCCCAAUUCCGCUCUUUCCGGACCGUCCCUCAAAUCUGCACUUUCAAAUAAGCGAAAAGAGCCCGGCCCAAACGACAAUGCCUCCAAGAAGUUCGGUGGUCGCGACGGUGGCCGGCCGCCGAAGCGCGUCAAGAUCCGAAGCGAUAGGGAGAUAGCCACCCAGGAUCCCAGCCUGGCUCUGAAAAAUGGCGAACUGGACCUGCAGGCCUUUCUCAACGCUCGCGAGUUCGAGAUCCGGGCCCUCGAGGAGAGCAUGCGCCACAUCAAGGCCGAGUCCUCCACCCGGGCCUUCCAGCAGGUGCCCCGCGGCAUGCGCCGAAGGACCGCGAGCCACAACGCGAAGAGGGUCCCCAAGAGACUGCGCCGCCGCGCCAUCAAAGAGAUGAACGAAGACAACACCCCGACCGUCGUCCGCCGCCGGAGGAAGCCCAAAACCGCCAGGGCUAGGAUACGUGCCGAGACGGCCAAGAGGCUGGGUAUCCUCGCCGAGAAGAAACGCAAGCGCAAGCUCAAGGCCGCCCGCGAGAAGGCCGCGACGACGAGUGGUUCUACCCCCACAGAACCCUCCGCCACCACCGUCACCACCGUCACCACCGUCACCACCCGUCCGCCACGACCGAAAAUCCGUCGUAACCAGCUCAACGAACCCCCCAAGCCCAAGUCCAAGUUCCGAAAGCGCCAGGCCCACAAGACGUGGCUGCCGACCCAUCUCUGGCAUGCGAAGCGAGCCAGGAUGACCGACCCGAAGAACCCUCUCUGGAGGUUCGCCAUACCCUUGACCCCGAACGAGAAGGUGUACCGCCCUACCCACCGUGCCCAGGGUGAAAAGGGGACGAUCGUUUGGGACACGAGCUACAUGAGCACCAUCGGCCUAUACGGUAAUAACGAGAAGGGCGUGGAGCAGCUUCUCCGGAGGCUGGGCGUCACGCAAGAGAGCUGCUGGGACGAGAGGGGUCGCAGGUGGAGAGCCGGCACCCGCCACUGGACCGGCUUCCUUAGCAGGGAGACGAAACUCGGACGUCGUUUCAUCUGUCCCGCCACCAUCAUCUGGAAUCCGGCAAGUGCGGAAGAACCUCAGCAGCAGCAACAGAACGACCAGCAGCCACCCGGUCCCGAAAACGACCAAGCCGCCGAGCCGGAAAGGAGCCAGACAAAGACGGCCCAGAGGCAACUGUUCUUCAGAGUCCACCCAUCCGCCUUCCUCGAGCUGUUCGACGAACUACUACGCCUAGCCAAGAUGCAGAACCCCCGUCUCUACAUCGAGGAUCUCCGCUUCGAGAUUGGCAGCAUCGAAAUCACGGGGCCGGCUUCGACCGAGACGCUUCUGGGCAUCCUUCACCCAUACUAUACCAAGCCCGACCUGAAAGAGAAGCAUGCCGACGUCUUCGCCAGUUUGACGAGCCUGACCAAUCCUGCAUCAACCCCGCCAAACUCGCUCCUAGCCUUCUCCAUCAUGGACCCGCGUCUGCGCUAUCCACCGCGACGCGCGCCGACCGACUCGGAUGACGAAAAGGCGCAGAACAAGCUUCUCGAUACCCUCGCCAAAUGGCCCGCCGACGAACACGUGAGACUCAGACCCCACGCACUAUUUGAUAGGAAUGUCCGCUUCAACGCCACAAAGCUGCCGUCCCAAAAGUCCAUCGAUCGCCGAAAAGGGGCCAAGCUUCCCGGCACCGAUCUCGAGCCUAGCGUCGCAGAUCCCCCAUUGCCCAUCAUUCUCCUAGCAUCCCGUCCCGGAAAUGUCGCCGCCCAAGCCCAAGGCACGUGGACCCUUCUCGCCCCUUUCAAGUGCAUCCAGCCCCUAUGGUACAGCCUCGUACACUUCCCUCUCUCGUCGGGAGGCAAUCCGCGGUUCGGCGGUCUGAACGAGGCAAGGCAGGUGCCCUUCGAGCGGGGACAGCCCAGUUUCCCCUUUGAUUUCCUGGGGACCGAUGCGGGAGCGCAGUGGGAGGCCGAAGAGCGGGCCAGGAGGAAGCGAGACUGGGAAAGGAGGCCCAAGAGCAAAAGGACGGCAUGGGACGCCCUGGACCUCGGGGCCGGCCGUAAGGGCGAAAUCGGCGACGGAUGGGCUUGUCAUCUCGAGCACAUCUUCCGCCUCGAGGAGGGGGCUCGAGACUCGGCGCAGCUGUCACCCGACAGGAUGGACAUUGACGGGGCUCCGCCGGCUGGCGAGAAAGACGCCAAGGCCGAGGCUCCUCCUCCAGCAGCCGACUCUCUGAAGCUCAUCCAGCGCCUCUCCAAAGAAUCCUUCAAGGAGCUGAUCUCGUCCAAAACCUCCCCGCCCCCACCCCCACCCGAUAACUCCAUCAUCACCGUCUCCAUCACCCUCACGUCCCGCGGCGUCGCCAACCCCUGCGCGAGAAUCUACCGCCUUCCCUCCCGCCCAGCGCCCCAACCCCCCUCCUCCUCCGCCGAAGUCCCCGCCUCGGCCCCGCCCCCGCAAUCUCCAUCCAAAAAGAGCCGCCUCCCCCCCGAUCUCCGCGACCAAUGGCUCGCGCGUCUCCCGCCCUCCUCCUCCGCCCGCCUCGCACUCAAAGGGUCGAAAUCGAAACCCCACUCGAACACAACACCAUCAACAACGACAACGACAAGCAGCAGCCGCCGCCGCCGCCGCUUCCCGCCGGACGCGGACAUGCAAACCCGCAAGCGCAUCCUAGCCGCGUCCCUCCUCGCCGCCGCCGCCACCCCUCCGCCCGCCCCGUACCCGCCGCCCCGGCCGAACCAGACCGAUAUGGGAGGCCACCCCCUCGUGCCGGACGAGGACGACCUGAUCGGGUUCGUGACGACGGGGGCGUUCACCCUCAGCGAGGGCAAGGGGACGGCCGUGGGGUCGAUUGCCGUCCACAAGGCCGUCGAGGCGCUGCAGGAGGCCAGGAGGGGGGGCGGGGGCGCGGGCAGGGACGACAGCGAGGGGAGGUUAUGCAUUGUGCGGAACGCCGGGGAGAACGUUGGAUGGCUGGCGAGGUGGGAGGUCGUGUGACCCAAAGCCGCACCUCGAAGAUUCAGUGCUUACCUAUACACCCAUGUGCUCGCAUUUGCGCCAGGGUUAGUUAGGAUGCAGAGGCACACGCUCAUAAUUAUAAUGGAAUGUUUUGUUUUGGCAUCUGAAUCAUGGGAACUGAAUAUAUAUUUCUUCGUAUAAAGCCGAACGACUUGCUGCGUACAACAGUGUGGGCCCGCAGUAGUAUCACCAC
Sodiomyces alkalinus F11 is the source of this 3261-nucleotide messenger RNA. RefSeq lists its product as hypothetical. Gene Ontology annotation, biological process: tRNA 5'-leader removal. The transcript is spliced from 2 exons. Gene Ontology annotation, cellular component: ribonuclease MRP complex; nucleolar ribonuclease P complex. The record is from RefSeq and is a predicted model, not a curated record. Lineage: Eukaryota; Fungi; Ascomycota; Sordariomycetes; Glomerellales; Plectosphaerellaceae. Bases 63 to 3047 code for a protein of 994 amino acids.